AUGCAGCUUCACGUUACCAUUGGAGCGUUCCUUUUAGCUGCAUUCUUCUUUGCUGCCGGUCACCUCGCCGGUAGUAUCACAAUGUUCAGCCGAGACAAAGAUAUCGAAACCUACAACCUGUUGGAACAGACAUUGAUGAUUCUUGGUGUUGUAAACUAUGUGGUAUCCGACGCGGUUGUAGUCUGGAGAUGCUGGCUUUUGUGGGGAAAGAAACGCUGGAUCCUGAUGGUACCCGUCGUGCUGUUCAUCGCCACAUUCGCUGGGGCUAUAGCGUUCGUUGCUUUCGAUGUCAAGGCUCUCGCUUUUUCAUCCACCUACAAGGAGCAGGAGAAGACAAUCAAGGACUAUCUGGCCAGAGAUGACCUCAUCAUCUGGUGUCUAACGCUCAGUACCAAUAUAUGGGCUACGUUGAUGAUAUCAUUCAAAGCCUGGAAACACCGGAAAUGCCUAAGUACAAUGCUUCGCCAGGGGAGCAAGAAGACUCAGCUAGAAAAGCUUAUGGCGCUGCUAGUGGAGUCUGGAGCAUUCUAUUGUAUCGGUUUCCUUUUGAUCUACGCAUUGACACGCACCGGGAGUUUCGUCAUGGAUGGUGUGAUGGUACAAAUCGCCGGUAUCUAUCCGACGAUCCUCAUCGUCCUCGUCAACUUUGGGAAGGCUCAUCUCGACAACGAGUUCGGUUACAAUGGUGACGGUCUGGCCAUGCAGCGACAAGAGGCGACCAGUGUCGAAACGGGACCAGUCUCGUGA
Molecule: messenger RNA, 747 nt
Organism: Stereum hirsutum FP-91666 SS1
Lineage: Eukaryota; Fungi; Basidiomycota; Agaricomycetes; Russulales; Stereaceae
Exons: 8
Coding region: 1-747 (248 amino acids)
Source: RefSeq, a predicted model, not a curated record